Molecule: messenger RNA, 2332 nt
Organism: Cicer arietinum (chickpea)
Lineage: Eukaryota; Viridiplantae; Streptophyta; Magnoliopsida; Fabales; Fabaceae
Product: LEAF RUST 10 DISEASE-RESISTANCE proteinUS RECEPTOR-LIKE PROTEIN KINASE-like 2.1
Biological process (GO): protein phosphorylation
Molecular function (GO): protein kinase activity; polysaccharide binding; ATP binding
Source: RefSeq, a predicted model, not a curated record
AUUGGAACAGUUUAAAUUUGAGAUAUUAUUUUCUCCAUAUUCAGAGGUUUUUCUGCCUUUUAAAAAUAAAUUCAGAAGAAAAAUGAAGAAGAGUUUUGGUGACUAAUUCAAAGAUAUGGGGCAGAGAAGACCACUACUUCUUUACUCAAAAGAUUUCAGUCAACUCCUCACAGUUCGAAUAUUUUGGGUGAAAUUCUGUUAUUCCUCUCAUCUUCAAUCAUACAAGGCUCCAUAAUGAACAAAAAAAGUUUCCUUUUCAUUUAUUCAUACACCACCCUCUUCUAUCUUCUUACCAUAACCACUUUAUGUUCUGUAGAUCCCAAAUUUGAAGCAUGUGAACCCAAAACAUGUGGCAACCAAAGUAUAAGCUACCCUUUUUAUAUCAAAGGAUUACAACAAUCCUUUUGUGGCUACCCAGGUUUUGGUCUCACUUGUGACAAUAUUAAUGGUUUUCCAAUCCUCAAUUUUUCUAAUUCCCUUUACUUCAUCGACGAAAUUUCCUAUCAAAAUUAUUCAUUACGAGUUUCAAAUGUUGUUUUUUCAAGACCAAACAGCAUUCAAAAAGGUUGUCUUUUUCCUACCCAAAACCUCACUUUUAUCAAUAAAGUGUUCUAUGUUGCACAAAACCAAAGUGAAGUGAGAUUGUUCUUCGGAUGCGACUUAACAAAGCUACCCAGAGAGCUAAAAGGGAACAAAAUUGGUUGCUCUACAGAAAAUGAAACGAAUUCGGUUGUGGCAUUGUAUGAAGAUGAUAAAAAUGUAACCUUUGUGUCAAAGAGUUGCAGGGAUAAAGUUGUUUAUGCGACGGUGGAAAAUGGUGUGAAAGGAGGGAUUCAAGAGGCACUGAGAAAUGGGUUCAGAUUGAAUUGGAUAGCUAGUGAUUGCAAUGAGUGCAACAUAAGUGGAGGGAGGUGUGGAUUUAAUGUAUCUAUAUUCAGUUUUAGGUGUUACUGUCCUGAUAGAGUUCAUGCUGCAAAAUGUGGUACAGUUGCAGUCACUGAAAGUAGAAAGUCCCCGACGGUGCUUACAGUUACAAUAGUGAGCUCGGUGGCUGGAAUUGCAUUUGCAGUGUUGAUUGUCUUAGUUUGUUGCUUUAGGACAAAGAUCUUCCCUCCCACAUUUCUUUUGUUCAGGAAGGAGAAUCCAACUCAUCAAAUUAUUGAGAAGUUUUUGAAGGAACAUGGACCUCUUCCAGCAUCUAGGUACAGUUAUUCAGAUAUCAAGAAAAUAACAAACUCUUUUAGAAACAAAUUAGGUCAAGGAGGCUAUGGAAGUGUAUAUAAAGGGAAGUUACAUGAUGAUCGUACUGUUGCAGUGAAGGUUUUAAGUGAAUCAAAAGGUGACGGUGAGGAUUUCAUUAAUGAAGUUGCGAGUAUCAGUAGAACUUCACAUGUUAACAUUGUUAGACUUCAAGGGUUCUGUUUGGAUGGUUCUAAAAAGGCAUUAAUAUACGAAUUCAUGCCUAAUGGAUCUCUUGAGAAGUUCAUAUAUGAAGAGAAAUAUCCACCGAAGGGUGAUCGCCAAUUGGAUUGCAAAACAUUGUAUGAUAUUGCCGUUGGCGUUGCCCGUGGAUUAGAGUAUUUGCACAGAGGCUGCAACACUAGAAUUUUACAUUUUGACAUAAAACCUCAUAAUAUAUUACUAGAUGAGGAUUUCAUUCCUAAAAUUUCUGAUUUUGGACUUGCUAAAAUAUGUCCUAGAAAAGAAAGCAUUGUUUCCCUAUUUGGUGCGAGGGGAACAAUUGGGUAUAUUGCUCCAGAGUUAUUCUCUCGAAGUUUUGGUGGGGUGUCACAUAAAUCAGAUGUCUACAGUUAUGGAAUGAUGGUUUUAGAAAUGGUUGGCCGAAGAAAGAACAUCAAGGUUGAAGUCGAUUGUUCCAGUGAGUUAUAUUUUCCACAUUGGAUUUACAAGCGACUUGAAUUGAAUCAAGAUCUUGGACUCAGGUGUAUUAAAAAUGAAAUUGAUGAAGAAAUGGUCAGAAAAAUGACACUGGUGAGUUUAUGGUGCAUACAAACGGACCCUUUGAAUCGUCCAGCAAUGCAUAAAGUGGUCGAAAUGUUGGAAGGGAGCCUUCAAGUGCUGGAAAUACCACCCAAACCCUUUCUAUCUUCUUCUUCAACAUCUUCAACUCAUUUAUCAUCUGAAAAAUUGUAAUUCGUGUAGAUAUUAAGAUGCAAUGCAGAGUAUGCAAUACUUUAAAAGAAUGUCAUGAUAAUUCAAGUCAUGUAUCUAGUAGAGUUGUAAUAUUGGAUCAUUUGUUUUUGUUUAUGUUUUAUGAGUAAGCUGUUAACACAUAUCUUUGUUGUUGCAUUUAUGAAUAUAAUUUUAUUUU